AUGACGGGUACCAAGGUCGCGGGAUUCGUUCUCGUUCUUCAGUUGUCGCUUCUGCUGCAGCUGGUGGAUAGCAAAAACGAGUACACGAAGCUGUUCGACAGAUGCGCCCGCGAAAGGAACGCGUUCGAUUGCCUGAAGCAGAGGGCCCUCGAGAUCCUGGACUCCGCCAUCGGCGACGACUCGGUGUACGUGCUCAACGACUACGUGACCAUCGCCAGGGACCCUGCAUCCGCUGUCAGGGGCACCGAAAGAUCGCUCAAGGACGAAAAUGGCACAGAGCUGACCCUGGACCAGAAGCUGGAUAACAAGUUUCACGAAUACCUGGCCUCCAGGAGCGUCCAGCUCACCAUCCCCGGAGAGACUUUCGAAGGUCGACGGAAGAAGAACAAAGGUUACGGUGUGCUGAUGAUGGGAGCCCUUGCAGUGGGAGCGAUGAUGGCGCAACUGGCUUACGGGAAAAUCGCGUUCCUCGCGGGAACCGCGUUGCUGACUGCCAAGAUAGCAUUGGUCCUCAGCGCGAUAGUCGGUUUGAAGAAGCUGGUGUCCGGCCAAGGAGGCGGUGGCCAUGAAGUCAUCUACGCGACCGGCUCUGAACACCACGGAGGCUAUGGGGGCGGCGGGGGCGGGGGCGGCUACAGCGGAGGCUGGCAAAGAGCUCUCGACGGCCUCCCACCCACCUGA
Colletes gigas is the source of this 681-nucleotide messenger RNA. RefSeq lists its product as uncharacterized. The record is from RefSeq and is a predicted model, not a curated record. The transcript is spliced from 3 exons. NCBI's taxonomy places the organism in Eukaryota, Metazoa, Arthropoda, Insecta, Hymenoptera, Colletidae. Bases 1 to 681 code for a protein of 226 amino acids.